Molecule: messenger RNA, 1443 nt
Organism: Pyrenophora tritici-repentis Pt-1C-BFP
Lineage: Eukaryota; Fungi; Ascomycota; Dothideomycetes; Pleosporales; Pleosporaceae
Source: RefSeq, a predicted model, not a curated record
AUGGCUAGAAGUGAAUUAAUGACCAUCGGCGCCGCCGGUGCCGCUCUGGGAGGUGCCUACAAACUCGCCGAAUUUCUCACCAAAGCUAAACGCGUCCGUGACGUUGGCCCUUCUAAUGCCGUCUAUGUGCGCAUCAUCGGCCGCGUGCGAUCCGACCUGGAGGAGGUUCGACGUCUUCUUUCGGUGCGCGAAAUCCACGACAUCCUCGAGGCCAAUCCUGAAAAGUCCAAAUGGGUCUACGGUUGCAUGCGCGACGUGCGCGGCGCCCUUGAGAACAUGACACCACUGACUGAACGCGUUGCGGGCGAUGUCGAGGACGGCCGUCGCAUCGGCAUCAGGCACCGCGUCUACUGGGUCAUGAGUGAGAAGGAGAAGCUGGAGAACAGGGAGAAAGAACUCAACAUUGCCCACAACAGUCUUGCCGAGGUCUUGGGUUACUUGACCGCUCUGGAGCCGGUCGAGGAGCCCAAGCACAAGACGGCCAAGAAGGAGACUCACAUCGACAUUGACAUUCAUCAAGAGGCUCCUCCUCCACCGCCUCCCCAGCCUCAACCUCUGCCUCAGCCUCAACCUCAGCACCAUCACCACCACCAACCCACCCAUGCUACGCACAUUGACCGGGAAGUCUGGAUCGAGCGUGAUGGUGCGCCCAAGCAGCACUUUGAGGAACACCGCGACGUCUAUGUUGAGCGCGACCGCCAGCCUCCGGCUCACUACGAAGAGCAUCGCGACGUCUACAUUGACGAGCGCCACCGCGGUCCUGCCCCUCAGCACUUGGACGAGCGCGGUCAUGGUCCCCGCUAUGAGCCUUCGCACGCUCACUGGGAGCAACACGGCCGUGACCAUCGCGACGCUCGCUACGAGACCCACUACGAUGAGCGCUACGAACAGGAAGACCACUACCGCUCCGAGUACCCCAUCCAGACCCAGGACAGGUACAACCAGGCUCGUCCCUUCCCUGAACCGCUCGGCCGCCGUCCUGAUUCGUUCGAGCGCCAAGGUCAGUACAGCACUCACGGAGGACAAUACGCAGAGUAUGGCGCACCACAACCCAUUGGUGCCGCCAGCUACUCGCGUAAGUUCAAAGGCGACGCGGGCUUUGGCGACGAAGAGAUACUAAAUCCGCAACCAGUGCCACUGGACCGGAAGUACACUGAACGCGAGAUGUGGAUUGAACAAAAGGAGGAUUACCGCUUCGAUCAGUAUGGGAACAGGUUGCCAGAUAGGCUCUUUCAGCAGCCAUCUGCUCCUCUUCCUCGGCCCUAUCGCAGCCGCAUGUAAGCCGCUACAUGACACCGUCACCGACCUCUCUUGGAUACGAUCAAUCGUCUCUCCUUUUUUGCAAUGUCACGAGCCCUUUUUUGUCUUUUGUGUAAACAUGUACUUCCCCCGAGCCCGAUAUCUCUACGUAGCUACCCGAAUUCAAGUUGAUACCUCCUCCCC